Naumovozyma castellii is the source of this 1866-nucleotide messenger RNA. RefSeq names its product Pin4p (gene PIN4). NCBI's taxonomy places the organism in Eukaryota, Fungi, Ascomycota, Saccharomycetes, Saccharomycetales, Saccharomycetaceae. The record is from RefSeq and is a predicted model, not a curated record. The transcript has a single exon. Bases 1 to 1866 code for a protein of 621 amino acids.
AUGAGCAACCUCGAAGAGAAUAUUGAUUCAACAAACGAAUCUCUAAGAAAUUUGGAACCGGAGAUGACAAUUAAUUCCCCCGAAUUAGGAAUUGCUGACGAACAACACGAUGCAUCAAAUCUGGAUGACGUUGAAAUCGACGAAGACAUUAUCCCUACUGCUAUCGUUAUCAAGAAUAUUCCUUUUGCCAUCAAGAGAGAACAACUACUUGAUAUUAUGGCGAAAAUGGAUCUCCCACUUCCAUAUGCAUUCAAUUAUCAUUUUGAUAAUGGUGUUUUUAGAGGUCUUGCUUUUGCAAAUUUUACUACUACUGAUGAAACAACACGAGUUAUCGAAUGUCUGAAUGGGAAAGAGAUUGGUGGUAGAAAAUUGAGGGUUGAAUAUAAGAAAAUGUUACCACAAGCCGAAAGAGAACGUAUUGAACGAGAAAAGCGUGGAAAGAGAGGACAACUUGAAGAACAACAUAGAUCAACAUCGAAUCUCUCCUUAUCAUCGAUGGGGAAAGGAUCAGCUAAUCCUCUAACUUCAAGUGCUUUUACAUCUCAGCUAUUUUCUACUUUCGUUAAUGGAACUAAUAAUGCUCAGGUGCAACAGCAACAAGCCCAAACUCAACCUCAACCACUGCUCUCUGCUCAAAAUACUGCAAAUUCAUACCAUUCUCAAAGUCAACAGUCUCAACAAUUUGGCCAAAUUCAAUCUCAACAACCACAACAGCAACAGCAACUUUCAAAGUCGACAGAAAGAUAUUAUGCCCCAUUACCUUCAUCUUCUAUUUUACCACCUCAACAACUAGAUUUCAACGAUCCUGAUACAUUAGAAAUAUACUCUCAGUUACUUUUGUUUAAGAAUAAAGAACAAAAUUACCAUGAAUUAGCAUAUCCAUCUGGUCUCUCAGCAUCACAUAAACGAAUUAUUAAUGUUCUAUGUUCAUAUCUUAAUCUAGUGGAAGUAUAUGACCCAACUUUUAUUAUCAUUAAGAGAAAAGUAUUGGAUCAUGCAAGUUUACAAAACCAUUUACAACAGCAGGGACAAAUGACUAUGAUGCAUUCAUUACAGGCAAAUUCUACUGGUGGAUCAAUGAAUAGAUCACAAUCAUAUACUAGUUUAUUACAAGCUCAUGCUGCCAGUACAGUGGCUGCUGCGCAAGCUUCUUCUACUCAAACGAAUCCAAUCACGCAAUCUGCCCUAAUGAAUACUGGAAUAGGCCUUAAUGCUAAUAAUCAUUCUCCUUUGACAAAUGCUCCUCCACAAUCACUAACUCCUGUCCAACAUAUGCAACAUAGACACCAACAUUCAACAAAUUCUAUAUCAUCAACAAAUUCUCAAUUAUUGCAAUCAGAUCAAUCCCAAUUGCAACAAUCCCCUCAAGCAUUCCUCAAUCAACCAACUGUGAACAGAACAUCAUCUAGGAUUCCCUCAGGCUAUUCAUCAAAUCAAAUGCAACUAAAUGCAACCAACCCAUUGUUAAGAAACGUUGGUAUCUCUCCACCAUCAACCCAGAUACAGCCAAACUCUGCACAACAACGUCUCCCAAGUUCAUUUUAUUCGCAAUCUUCUCAUUCUUCAACACAAUUAUAUGAUCAAUAUAGUAAUCAACAUCAACAGCUUCACCAACCUCAACCACAGCAGAAUCAGCAAUCAAAUCAAAAAUUGCAUGCUCAAAAUACCAAUGGCUCAAUGCACUCAAACUUUUCAAUCCAUUCGUAUCAUGAUGACCAAUCCUCGACAGGGAUGAAUUAUAAUAAUAAUGGUGGAAACAACAAUAAUAAUUUCAGUUUGGGAUUGGAAGAAGGAUUAACUAGAUCAUUGAGUGGGUUAGAUCUACAAUCCAAUGGGAGCAAUGCAAACAAGAAACCAUUUUGGUAG